ACUGGUUGCCAUUGUCCUCGUGCUUUAAUAAUAAUAUGAUAACAAUUGCAUCUGAACUCUACCGGACACUAGUAUUUUGAAUGUGAACAGUAAACAUGAGUCGAGUGGAAAGUUUCCCGCUGGAAGAGGAGUACAAGAAGCCGACGGGCAUCACUCCGCAGGACAUUGCGAGGCUGCGACAGUGGCUCGCCACGCAGCCGCAUCUGCCGCAAGAACAUAUCACAGAUUUGGACCUAAUCCUGCUAUACCAUAGAUAUGGGUGCAGUAUCGAAGUCUCUAAGCAGGAGCUGGACAACCAGUACACUCUAAGAACACUUUUUGCGUCAUUCUUUAAAGAUAGAGUUCUUGACGAGAAAAUAGAGACUGUAUUAAAUACUGUAUUGAUCACCAUUCUCCCAGGUCGCUCUAAAGAAGGCCACACGAUACUGUACGGUCGCAUGAUUGAUACGGAUGUCAGCAAAUUCGACUUCCCAUCAUCGAUCAGAGCAAUGCUCAUGGUGCUGGAUCUCUGGCAGUACGCUGAAGGCACCUGGCCCGGCUUCAUGUUUCUGUUCGACCUACACGGGAUUAAAGUAGGACUCCUGUCCAAACUAGACCUGGAGAACAUAAGGCAGUUCGUUGUUUAUUUCCCGGGAGCACUGCUAGCGAAGCUCAAAGGCGUGCACUUUUUAAACGCACCAACAUUUAUGGACCGUCUCAAUGCCAUCAUGAGAAACUUCAUGACUAAAGAGUUUAUUGACCUGGUGACGAUCCACCAAGCUGGGGACCUCAGCGGAAUUACUAAAGUCGUGGACCUUGAGGUACUACCGAAGGAACUUGGAGGAAAUUAUAAAACUCUUGAGGAACUUAGAGAAGAGACGCAAGCGAUGAUGAGGGCGAACAAAGACUUCUUCGUAGAAGAGAACAAGAAGCGAGUGAAGGAAUCUUUGCGUCCUGGCAAACCGAAGACCAUCACUGACAUCUUCGGAAGCGUCGAGGGCACGUUCAAACAACUCGAGAUCGACUGAUUUUAUAAUAAAUGCGAUAUUAAUAAAU
Molecule: messenger RNA, 1035 nt
Organism: Manduca sexta (tobacco hornworm)
Lineage: Eukaryota; Metazoa; Arthropoda; Insecta; Lepidoptera; Sphingidae
Product: alpha-tocopherol transfer protein-like
Exons: 6
Coding region: 96-1007 (303 amino acids)
Cellular component (GO): membrane
Molecular function (GO): phosphatidylinositol bisphosphate binding
Source: RefSeq, a predicted model, not a curated record